Messenger RNA from Cygnus olor (mute swan), 989 nucleotides. RefSeq names its product CD63 molecule (gene CD63). The transcript has 8 exons. The record is from RefSeq and is a predicted model, not a curated record. Gene Ontology annotation, cellular component: membrane. Bases 88 to 807 code for a protein of 239 amino acids. Lineage: Eukaryota; Metazoa; Chordata; Aves; Anseriformes; Anatidae.
GGGCGGGACCGGGGUUUCCUGUUGACUGGCGCCAGCCCCGUCAUAUGAUCGCCGAGCGCACCGACGGGCAGCGGCGCCGGACUCGCCAUGGCGCUGGAGGGCGGGAUGAAGUGCGUGAAGUUUCUGGUUUUCAUCUUCAACUUCAUCUUCUGGGUGUGCGGCGUGGCCCUGGUGGCCAUCGGCAUCUACGCGCAGGUGGCCCUCAAUAAGGCGCUGGUGAUGGGCAGCGCCCCGGCUGCCAGCAGCCCCGUGGCCAUCCUGGUGGUCGGCAUCGUCAUCUUCUUCGUCUCCUUCUUCGGCUGCUGCGGCGCCUGGAAGGAGAGCUACUGCAUGGUCACCACGUUUGCCGUCCUGCUCAGCAUCAUCUUCCUGGUGGAGAUCGCUGCCGCCAUUGCCGGCUACGUCUUCAAGGAUAAGGUCCGCUCGAAGCUGGAGGAGGGGCUGUGGGACACCAUGCGCAAGUAUGGCGAGGACCAGCCACUGACUGAGGCGGUGGACAAGCUCCAGGAGGACUUCCACUGCUGCGGAGCCAGCAACUACACGGACUGGGCCAGCAUCGAGCGGUUCAGGGCCAACGACACCGUGCCCCGGUCCUGCUGCCGCAUCAACACCACCACCUGCAACAUCCACCCCAGCCCCGCCACCGUCUACGAGAAGGGCUGCCUGCAGGCUAUGGAAGCCUGGAUGAAGAAGAACAUCCUCAUCGUGGCCGCCGUUGCGCUGGGCAUUGCCUUCUUCGAGAUCCUGGGCAUCAUCUUCACCUGCUGCCUGAUGAAGGGCAUCCGCAGCGGCUAUGAGGUCAUGUAGCCCCCGAUGGGCACCGCGGCAACCCCAGCCCUCGCUGCCCCCACCUGGGGGGGCCCCAUGUGCCAAACACCCCCCCACCCCCAUGGGGGUCGCUGCCACCAGACCCCCCCCUGCUGUGUGCCAACAAGGGCUGGAGGGGCAGCACAGGGGGUUGGGGAAAUAAAACAAAAAGCUUCCUUAAA